AUGCCACCCCCUGGGGGUUGCAUUUCGCGACCUAAUAAUAAUAAUAAUAAUAAUAAUAAUAAUAAUAAUAAUAAUAAUAAUAAUAAUAAUAAUAAUAGUAAUAAUAAUACGCUGGGCGCACAAUAUUCUCGACCGACUGACUCACUUUCGAGUAGUAACCAAAGCAGGCCGAAAAUGGCGGGGGAAACGCUUGCACGCGAGGAGAAGCUGGGGCAACUUUUGCUGCUUCUGAAGGGGCGCCUCGUGCCGUGUCUUAAGUCCGCGCCCUGUCCGGACUCGUCCUCCGCCCUCCCUCCCCCGCGAGUGCGCGCUCGCGGGCGCCGAAACGGGCUCCGUGGGCCUUGGGGAUUCGGCGGUGAGGGGCGUCGGGGGGGGCCUCGCGAGGGACGCCGGGCGUUCUACACACCGGGUGAUCAGGGCCCACUCCCUGCAGAACAGGACAUGCGGGCCGCCCACGGACCUUCGCCGACUCCGCCGAAGAUUGGCUCCAUCUGCAAAGCGCGUGGCGCGCUCCGAAGCCACGACGGCAGGAGCGCGCCGGUUGUGUGUUACAUCGGAGCGGCACUAGAGGGGCUCGACGGCCGACUCAGCCACACGCGAAGGAAAGGAAUUCCUGGAUAUUUUGUGAGGGUGGUGGUGGAGUGUACGCAAGGUUGUAUUAACAAUAAUAAUAUCUAUAAUAAUAAUAAUAAUAAUAAUAAUAAUUUCGUUAAAGAGGGCUUUAGCUACAUCACGGCUUAA
Messenger RNA from Gryllus bimaculatus (two-spotted cricket), 741 nucleotides. The record is from the annotation of a GenBank genome assembly. Lineage: Eukaryota; Metazoa; Arthropoda; Insecta; Orthoptera; Gryllidae.